CGAGGAAAUCUAUGCGCUUCGGUCUCUUCGAGAACCGAGUAUUUCUAGCUCAAUUAAUCGCUAGGAUCGUCUGCGCUUGGGCCGCUCUUCCAAUCCAAAAGCUUCUGCUCAGGCGCCACGAGCCAAUCCACCGUCAAGAGGUGGGCGGAGGCGGUAGAGCAAAUGCCCAGGGUGGGUCGAGUGCACGGCCAGAGCGCUGGUCUGGUGCCGCCGCCUCUGUCUCUCUAGUUGCCUCAGACCUCAAACUUCAAACGUGGACCGAGCCUGUGCAAAGGAACAUGUAUGGCGGCUGGGAAAAGCGAGCGACGUGGUAAAGUCCAAGGCUCAAUCCAGAUUCGGAUCUUUUCUUGGACUUGCCAUGAAUCAUUGGUUCCUGCACCAUCGUAAACCGAGUGAUUGGUACAAAGUGACCUACAUGCCUAAAGGGUGGCAAGGAAAAUUGGAAGACGGCUAAAACACAGUCAUGUCUUCUGUUUGGCACACUAUUCUCUCUCUUCAUGGGAACUACAAGAGGUUGGGUUGCCUCUUAAUUUUCACUGUAAGUGUAUGUUGUAGUGCCUCUUUAAUGUGCCCCACCACUUGCAUUUGUGCCGGUGACAUUAUGAGCUGUACCAGCAGAAACCUCUCAAGGGUGCCAUCAACUCUUUUCAAGCACAUAAAAAGACUGGAUAUGAGUCACAACAAAAUUGGGAUUUUGGAUCAAGACUGGAUACCCAUGCUGCUUGAGAAGUUGAACACCCUCAUCCUCAAUCAUAACAACAUUUUCAGUAUUUCUAUUGGAAGUUUCUCAGUUGUUCCAAAUGUCAAGUACCUAGACCUGUCAUCCAACAAUUUGAAGUCAUUGGGCAGUCCUAUAUUUCAGGAACUGAGAAUGCUGGAGGUUCUGUUGCUUUAUAACAACCAUAUUGCACAGGUUGAUUCUGCUGCUUUUGGAGGAAUUCCUACGCUGCAAAAGCUGUAUUUAAGUUACAACUCUCUCACACACUUCCCAAUUGAACUCUAUACUGGGAAAUACAAGCUCUCUGAACUUGUAUUCUUAGAUCUUUCUUAUAAUCGGAUCCAGUCAAUACCAGUUAAUGGCAUGAGAUUAGUACCAGCCCGACACUUAAGUGGAAUUUAUCUUCACGGAAACCCAUUUCAUUGUAACUGCAUACUUUAUUCUAUGCUGAACUUGUGGUACCUUCGACAUUUUACUUCAGUGGAAAACUUCAAGACUGAAUACACAUGUAAUAAAGACUCCCAAAAACUGCCUUUAUUGCAGAAUAAUUAUUUAAAUUGUUCAGAAAGCACCAUUAAUGGUUCUUUCCAUGCCUUUGGUUUUAUUCACGAAGCACAAAUUGGUGAGCGAAUUAUAGUACCCUGUGAUACCAAAAUCAGUGAUGCUGGGACUAGUUUUAUUUGGAUCAGCCCAGAUAAUCAAGUUUUAGAGCCAGGAAAGACAACUGAACAGUUCAAAGUAUUUCAUAAUGGGAGCCUGGAAAUAGAUGAUGCUCAGUAUGAAGACGCUGGACUUUAUUCCUGCAUUGCAAUAAAUAAGAAAAGAUUACUGAAUGAAACAAUUGAAGUAAGAAUAAAUGUCAGCAAUUUCACAGUGGACAAAUCUUACUCACAUGAAACAUUUAACACUGCUUUUACAACUCUUGCAGCUUGUGUAGCCAGUAUUAUUUUGGUACUUCUUUACCUCUACUUGACGCCCUGUCCUUGUAAGUGCAAGUCAAAGAAAAGGAAAAGGCAAUUAAACCAAAAUAGCACAUCUCAUGCAUCCAUGCUAACCUCCAACACACCCCUCAAUCUUCCAUUAGAUGAGAAGAAAGCUAGCAGUGGCAAAAGGGUGGUGUUUCUUGAACCUGUGAAGGAACCUAAACCAGGUCAAAAUGGCAAAAUCAGAAUAUUUCCCAAUGAGACUUUAAUUGCUGAAAGCAUUCUAAAAACACCCCAAACAAAAUCAGACUCUGUUUCCACAAACUCACCAUUCUCAGACAUGCCUUUCAUGCCAUCAUCUUAAGCGUUCCUCCUGCACAGAUGUCAUAAUCCUUUCAGCACCGGCCACGGCUUUAUCCAAUAUUAAAAGAAAAGUCAUGGAAAACUUCUGAUUUUUUAAGAAAAUGGAAAUCUUGAAGGUUGAAAUUAAUUGCUGUUAUCUUCUUGUUCCUUCUCAGUGGGAAGAACAUGCAUUAAUCUUGCAACAUUCAGGAGGAGCUCGUUGUUAUACGAGUGGAGUAUAACACUCCACUAAACAUAACACACUUGUAUUCUUCCUCUGAAAUGAAUUAGGUAGCCUUAUGGAGGAACAUGUUUGAUCAUUGUUCUCAUUCAGUGGAAGAAAGCUUACACAGUAGAAGUCCUAUCGGCUUAGGCCCCUAGCUAUUUCACUGUAUAAAAUCAGUGGGAUUUUAUUAUCAGGGAUGAGACUUUUAAUCAAGUAUGUCUUAUAGUGUUUAUAGAAGAACAAAAUAGCCAUUUAUUCAAUUUCUGUUCAUUGCCUUGAGAAACAGGGUACAUAAAGAAGCAAAUAAAUUUAUAUAAUCCAGAAUAUUCCCAAAUAAUGUUUAAUGUGUAGAUAAAUUUCAAAACUGGACAGGGAUUUAGGUUUUCUUUUUCUGUAAAGAAUUUUAAAAUCUAGGAAUGGAAUGUAUAGUAAAUCUAGUAAGAGAUAACCUUCAAAAAUGAUAACUUUUACGGAACUCAUACCGUCCAGAGAUACGAUUAUUAAACCAAUUAAUCCUUGAAGUUCUGUAUUUCAGAAGGAUAUCACUUUAGUCUUGUUAAAAAAUCCAUAGUCCAAAAGUAUUUAAGAAGUACUAUUUUUCCAUCUACUGUAUGGUGAGGGGAGAGGUGCACUAUUGGAAUGUUUGUCUUUACAGGUCUUAAAGGGAUAAGAGCCAUGAUACUGUAGAAGUAUAUCCAGCCUAUUUGUUUGGAUUAAAAUUUAUAUAUGUGUGCUGUGUGGACUGAGCAGAAAAUGUCUACAAAAAAGAAUGCAUAUAAUUAGUUUUAUAAAAUUUAGUUUUGUGCAAUUAGAUAUUUUAUAUAAAUUCCACUGCACUUUGACUAUUUUUGAUGACCUAUUUAGAGCCAUAAUCCAAAUUGUUGAUCCCAAGAUAAACAUUGCUUUCACAUCAAUGGCAUGAAUAUCUAGACUUUACCUUCUGUAGAACCUAGAACUUCAGUUCAUUGAAUUUGAUUGUUUAGAGCUUUAUUAGAAAAAUUCAAACUAGUUAAGCUAAUUCUGUUAGUCAUUGUUUAAUAUGCAAGUAUCAAAGCAACAAUUCAUGAAGCUUCCACCUUGUGAGGUUUUUGAUAUAAAAUUGACAAGUCAUACUUUCAGGAUGAUCCAUUCCAUUAGAAAGCUGGAGCUAUGUACAAAUCAAAUAUAUUUUAGCAUAGCUUUGUGUUAGUAAAUGAAAUACGUAAAACAAUAAGUUACUUGUAAGUUGCUUAUUUUGCAUAGCAUUAUUUGUCCCAUUUGGGUUCAGGUCAAAUUGGUAGACAGUUCUGCAGUGACAUGCGGCAUAGAUUACAAUUUAUUGGUUUCGUGUAUAACUUGCAGAUUUAUUUUUAUUUAUUUUAUUUUAUUAAAUUUCUAUACCGCCCUACUCCCGAAGGACUCAGGGCGGUGAACAGCCACAGGAUAAAACACAUAAAUACAAAAAUUUAAAAUAGAAUAAAAACGAAUUAAAUAAUUUGGCUGAACAAAUUUAAAAUACCCCAUAAUUUAAAAACAAAUUAAAAUUUACAUUUAAAAAGGGGAGAAGAUUUAGGCCAGGCCAGCUUGAUGAAAUAAAGAAGUCUUAAGCGCACGACGGAAGGUGCGCAGAUCCGGGAUCCUCCCUAUCUCUGGGGGGAGCUCUUUCCAGAUCGUAGGUCCCCCACAGAGAAAGCUCUCCCCCUAGGGGCCGCCAGUCGACAUUGUUUGGCCGACGGCACCCGGAGGAGCCCCUCUCUAUGGGAGCGUACUGGCUGGUGGGAGGCUAUUGAGAAUCUUCCUUCUCUGCUGGCUGUCAACUGCAACCAUCAAUCAGAAUAGAGCUGAAAGGUCUUCUAAUCCAGCCCCCUAAUCAAACAGAAGACCCUAUACAAUUUCAGAUACGUGGCUGUCUACUCUUUUCUUAAAAAUCUCCAGUGAUGAAGCACCUACAAUUUCUGAAGGCAAGCUGUUCCACUGGUUAAUUGUCCUUACCAUUAGGAAGUUUCUCCUUAACUCCAGGUUGCUUUUCUCCUUGAUUUGUUUCCAUCCAUUGUUUCUGGUCUUGCCUUCUGGUGCUUUGGAAAAUACAUUGACCCUGUUAGGUUCAGCUUGUAGCUUACUCCUAACCUGUUGGUCAGGCAAUAUAUCUGUUUCUUUAAGAAACAACUGAGCCACGUAAUCAGGGUUUGCUGAACCCUGUAAUUAGGCUACAGUGCAUAAACAAGCAGUGCAGAGAAGCGUUCUUUGUUCCUGAGUGUUCCUGAUUGUUCCUGUUGCUUCCUGCGUCUUUCUGCUGAUUGGUGUUAGACUGGAUUGUUAUAUGGUACUGUAUACCAAGAGUUACUAAAGUCUGUUUGCUUUGGUAAGGGAAGAUAAUUACUGGACUGAUAUUACUGUUUAUGACCUUGGACUGUUUUACCUACACUGAGACUGCUUAUUAUCUUGUAUAUAAAGUAUUUUUCUCACA
Pantherophis guttatus is the source of this 4655-nucleotide messenger RNA. It is a transcript of the gene AMIGO2, whose product is annotated as adhesion molecule with Ig like domain 2. NCBI's taxonomy places the organism in Eukaryota, Metazoa, Chordata, Lepidosauria, Squamata, Colubridae. Gene Ontology annotation, molecular function: protein binding. Gene Ontology annotation, cellular component: membrane. Gene Ontology annotation, biological process: brain development. The record is from RefSeq and is a predicted model, not a curated record.